Chenopodium quinoa (quinoa) is the source of this 1061-nucleotide messenger RNA. RefSeq lists its product as uncharacterized. The record is from RefSeq and is a predicted model, not a curated record. Bases 128 to 847 code for a protein of 239 amino acids. NCBI's taxonomy places the organism in Eukaryota, Viridiplantae, Streptophyta, Magnoliopsida, Caryophyllales, Amaranthaceae. The transcript is spliced from 2 exons.
UGUUUUACCAAUAAUAUAUGUUUCUUGGCAUCUUAAAGUCAUACAUUAUAGGGGGCUUGCUUGGGGCACCAACUAAGAGUUUAAUGCUUUAGUCUUAAAAACAGUUUGAGUGUGUAGUGAAAGAUCAAUGGCUACUGCGCUUAUCGAUGAUGCAGAGGAAGGCACCGAAUUUCCUAAGAUCCCGGUCAAUCGAGUGUACGAUUGGUGUAUAGAUAACAAGUUCUUGGAGGAUCAAACUGGUUAUUAUUGUUGGUCAAGAUUUAAAGAAUUAUGUGGGAUAUUUCCUAGUUAUGUUGUAAAAGAUUUUGAACAAUCUAUCACAUUGAAAGCCAAUAGCCAAAAUAUAUGCAUAAAACUACUAAAAGGUUUUAUCAAGCAGCAAAAAAGGAGUUUACACUUGGGUUUGGUUCAAAUAGCUAUUAGGCCAUUGCAGAAAAAGGGCUUCUUAAAAGCUCCUAUAAAAGUAUGUCUUAGAGAUGCUAGAUUUUCAAACUUCCAGGAUUCCUUGUUAGCACUUGUAGAUACAGAUCUAUCUCAAGGUUCUUUUUAUUUUAACUGCUAUCCGGAUAUACGCUUUUAUUUGAGCGACGCCGAGUUAUCUCUGGAUGCCCUUAGUUUACAUGUGUUGAUGGGUGAUAUAGAUUUAGUAUUGUCAUACAGGGUAGUAUGUGAGGUGAUGGAACAUCCACGGUACAGAUUUUCGAGCCGAACUUCAGGAGAAACAGAUUAUUUUCAACCGAUUACUGGGACUCCAAACACGACUAUAUGGAAUCAGGUGCAUAUUCCAGAUUAUUGGGUUUUUUCCAUCGUACCGCCGGGGUUAAGCUCGCAGAGUUAUCGGAAUUGAGUCGAGACGCUUCGAGGAGGCCGUGUGAUGACUCAUGAGGUUUCCAUCAACUAGAGAAGCAGAUCAGAAAGUUUAUAUUCAGUUUCUGACUUUCAGUACUGUUUUGAGUAGCCAAGCAUGUUGCAUUAGUCUCUUUUCAGAUGUAUAAUAACAACAUUAUGCUAAUGGAAUAAUAAUAGUGAUUUUAUCACACAUACAUGACAUGUUAGCUACA